AUGGAAACUUACGAGCCCUUGGAAAUCAUUGGUACAGGAUCGUUCGGACUAAUUCGCAAAAUACUGGCUCGUAAGGAAAUCGAUUAUCGGCGGAUGAAUGACAAAGAAAAACAACAACUUGUAUCGGAAGUUAAUAUUAUUCGCGAACUUAAGCAUCCAAACAUAAAGACAGCAUCUGGCUAUUCUUCACGCAAAUACUGCAAGCACUUCACGAAUGCCAUUGUGGAUAUGGUAGUAGCAAAAAUGAUUCCUCAUCAAAUGAACACACCACAAUUCUCCAUCGCGACAUUAAACCGGAUAAUGGCCAAAUCGCCACCAGCCUUGAUAUGUAAAAUUAAAACGGGUAAAAUUUCACCUUUACCGCCACAGUAUUCGGAGGAGCUAAAUCGAGUCGUAAAAGCGAUGUUAGAAAUUGAUCGUGAAGAUGAACUUAAUUGCAGGGAGGAAGCUUUACGCAUACGUGAAGAAGAAUUAAAUUCUAGAAUAAAACGGCACGAAGAAGAGUUAAAUUCUAGAAUAAAACAGCGUGAAGAAGAGGUAAACUCUAUAGUAAGCCAGCGUGAAGAAGAACUUAAUUACAGGGAAACAGUUUUAUGCGCACGUGAAGAAGAGUUAAAUUCCAGAAUAAAACAGCGUGAUGAAUUUAAUAUGUUACUAGCUGCUAAGGAGGAGGAACUAAGAAAUGGUUUUUCAGAGCUUCAACUUCUAAAGGAACAAUUUGAAGCAGAAGUCAAGCAUCACACCGAGAAGUUUAACAUGGAAGUCGAACGUCAGAGGGAAGAGCUCAAGAUUGAAUUUUUGGAACUUCAACGGAUAAAGGAGGAACAUAAACAAAAAGAGAAUGUGUCCAAUGAGAAUGUGGCAAAUAAAGAAGAGUUAAAGUGUAGCUUUUUGGAGUUUCAACGUCAAAAAAGCGAGUUAAAGAAAACAAGGGACGCAACUUUACGGGAGAACGUGCAAACUAUAAAUAUUGUAGACAGUUCUUGCGAAGUCAAAUCAAAAGAUGGACAACAACAAACUGAAAUCAGAAUUCCUCCGCUAAAGAGAACCCUUUCGGACAUUGGAACCAAGCCAUCCAAAAGAUUCCAACAGGAACUUCAGAAGAACAAACCUAGAAAGCUGAUAUUCCGUACUAUAGAACCCUUGCAAUCUGCUAGUCAGAAUUCUAUAGUCUCGAAUCAGAUCCCACAAAAGAGAUUACGAACGGAGCAGGAAGUUGCUUUAUGGGAUCCGAAUGAUGAUGAUGCGCCGUCGCCCUUUAUCAAAGAAAAAAGGCUGAUAGAAUAUAGACGUUGA
Messenger RNA from Acaulospora colombiana, 1296 nucleotides. Lineage: Eukaryota; Fungi; Glomeromycota; Glomeromycetes; Diversisporales; Acaulosporaceae. The record is from the annotation of a GenBank genome assembly.